Kazachstania africana CBS 2517 is the source of this 1320-nucleotide messenger RNA. It is a transcript of the gene IBA57, whose product is annotated as Iba57p. The record is from RefSeq and is a predicted model, not a curated record. Gene Ontology annotation, molecular function: protein binding. Gene Ontology annotation, cellular component: mitochondrial matrix. The transcript has a single exon. NCBI's taxonomy places the organism in Eukaryota, Fungi, Ascomycota, Saccharomycetes, Saccharomycetales, Saccharomycetaceae. Bases 1 to 1320 code for a protein of 439 amino acids.
AUGAUAAGAACGAAUAAUAUUGCUUUCAAGACUGUUAGGAGGUAUACUUCCUCAAAACCUGAUGGUAUUCUAAGAUAUGCAAAGUUAACCGAAAAAUCAUACUUGAAGAUACACGGCCCCGAUACGAUUAAAUUCCUAAAUGGAUUAGUUACUUCAAAAUUACUGCCCAAUUUCACCAAAAAGAAUUUGACUACCGUGACUGAGAAAUCUAGGGCGAUAAAUCUGCCUUUCAGCCUCCACGAUUCCAAUGUGGGCAUAUAUAAUGAUGUUGGUAUCAACGAUGAAUUCUACAUCUCAAGGUUUGGGCAAUACACAGGUUUCCUAAACGGUAGAGGUAAACUAAUCACUGAUUCAAUCAUAUAUCCACUAUUUGAUAAGGCUCCAUACCCUGAGUUCUACUUGGAAUUUAAUAAAAAUAUAGUCCAUAAAAUGCAUACUUUUUUACAACAUCAUAAAUUACUGAGUAAAUUCAAGUUAAAUACAGAAAAAUUGCAAACGUGGGACGUAUCGAUCGGAUUUCCAACCGUUGAAGAACACGAUGAAAAUCCUUGGGUUGGCAAUAUUCUAAAUCCCAUGAUGUCUAUUCAAAAUCCAGAGGAUGCCCUUUCUUUUAUAAAUAACGUGAAAACUGCACUUUUCGAUGGAUAUGAGAAGAAUAUCCUGGGAAUUUAUGUGGAAAGAAGGACUGAUCCGUUAAUAAGACAAAAUGGUUCGAUGCCAUUGUCACUUAGACUAGUAACUGACGAUACCAUUAAGAGCAUUUCCAGCAUAUAUAACGAAAAGACUUUCCCAUUUAAAUUUGACAUGAAAGAAGUAGAACCAUCAUUUUUUAGGAAGCAAAGGUUGACAUAUGGUAUAACUGAUGGUACGCAAGAUUUCAAAUCGGAAUCUUUGUUGCCUUUAGAGCUAAAUUUUGAUAAAUGGCAUAACGCUGUAAGUGAAAACAAAGGCUGUUAUGUGGGACAAGAGUUAACAGCGAGAACAUUCUCCACAGGCAUUUUGAGAAAAAGAGUUGUACCUGUAACAUUACCCAAUUUCAAAUUAUUGGAAUCAAACAAUGAUUAUUUUGAAAUUCAAGCAAAAAAUCCCAUACAAGGUUCAGAUCCCAAUCUUGCUCAAAGCCCAUUUGGACAAAGUAAAAAUUCUCGUAAGCGGCCUGCUGGAGCACUAGUUGCCCACGAGGGCGAUGUUGGACUAGCAUUAUUAAGAACAGAAUACUUCCAAACUGCAUUUGGAAAUAAUAAUAAGUUCUAUAUCCAUCUCAAUGACACUAAAACAGUGGAAGUACAUCCACAAAAGCCUUUCUGGUAUAGCGAAUGA